This is a messenger RNA of Indicator indicator, 3054 nucleotides long. It is a transcript of the gene RBSN, whose product is annotated as rabenosyn, RAB effector. Gene Ontology annotation, molecular function: metal ion binding. The record is from RefSeq and is a predicted model, not a curated record. Lineage: Eukaryota; Metazoa; Chordata; Aves; Piciformes; Indicatoridae. Bases 1 to 2328 code for a protein of 775 amino acids. The transcript is spliced from 11 exons.
AUGGCGUCCGGCUACCCGCCGCCGUUCGGCGACCCGGGGGAGAUGCGGGAGGGGUUCCUGUGCCCGCUCUGCCUGAAGGACCUCCAGUCGUUCUACCAGCUGCAGGCACACUACGAGGAGGAGCACUCUGGCGAGGAUAGGGACGUCAGGGGCCAGCUCAAAAACCUGGUCCAGAAGGCCAAAAGAGCAAAGAAGAAAUUGCUGAAACGAGAAGGAGAUGACAGAACUGAUUCUGGAUCUCAGGAGCGAUACGAGUCCUUCAGCUAUGGUGGGGUAGAUCCCUACAUGUGGGAGCCCCAGGAAGUAGGGGCUGUGAGAAGCCAUCUUUCUGAUUUCAAGAAGCACCGAGCAGCCAGGAUUGACCACUAUGUAGUUGAAGUCAAUAAGCUGAUCAUCAGGUUAGAAAAGCUUACAUCGUUCGACAGAGCAAACACCGAGUCAGCUAAAAUAAGAGCUAUCGAGAAGUCUGUUGUGCCUUGGGUUAGUGAUCAGGAUGUCCCCUUCUGCCCAGACUGUGGCAGUAAGUUCAGCAUUCGAAACAGACGUCACCACUGCCGCCUCUGCGGCUCCAUCAUGUGCAAGAAGUGCAUGGAACUCGUCAGCCUUCCCUUGGCGAGCAAGCUUACCAGUGCCAGCAAAGAGGCCUUGGGCUGUCACAGCAGCCCCAGCUCCUCACCUAAUAGUGUCCAUGGCUCCCGCCGGGGCAGCGUCAGCAGCAUCAGCAGCGUGAGCUCGGUGCUGGAUGAGAAGGAUGAUGAGCGAAUCCGUUGCUGUCAGCACUGCAAAGACACCCUGCUGAAAAGAGAGCAGCAGAUUGAUGAGAAGGAAUGCACCCCGGAGAUUGUGAAACUCUACGAGAAACUCCGUCUCUGCAUGGAAAAGGUUGAUCAGAAGGCACCGGAAUAUAUCAGGAUGGCAGAGUCUCUGAAUGCUGGGGAGACAGCCUACAGUCUGGAACAUGCUAACGACUUGAGAGUGGAGAUUCAGAAAGUCUAUGAAUUGAUAGAUGCCUUAAGUAAGAAGAUUUUGAGUCUAGGCUUGCACGAAGGUUCUCAACCCCAUCCUAAAACACUACAGCUUCAGAGAAUGAUAAGAUACUCAGCUACACUUUUUGUUCAGGAAAAACUUCUUGGCCUGAUGUCCCUGCCAACCAAAGACCAGUAUGAAGAACUGAAGAAGAGAAGAUUGCAAAUGGUGGCUCUGGAAACACAUGGAAAGCAAGAGGAAAAACAGAAAGACUUUAUCUCCAGAUCUGCAGCUGCAGUUAAUGGUGAUGCAGCUCAUCUGAAAAAAGGGACAGUCAGGAAGUCUGAAGGCUGGUUACCCACCUCUAGCAUCUCGAGGCAGAGUGAGAUAGCAGACCCACUUCUUCAGCAGAUAGACAACAUCACCUCCUUCAUUAAGCAGGCUAAGGCAGCUAAUAGGAUAGAUGAGGUCCACAUGCUGCAAGAGAACCUGAGGCAGCUUCAGGAUGAAUAUGAUCAACAGCAGACUCUUAAAGCUAUUGAGCUUUCUAAAAAGCAGGCAGAGGAGGAAGAGAUGCAGAGGGAGGAACUUCAGGUCCUUUGUGAAAAGGAGUGGGAAAGAGAACACCUCAAAAUCAUGUCUCAGCAUUCAAGGACAUGCUCCUUAGACUUCAGAGAAGUCAGGCAGCAUCAGCAUGAAGUUGUAAAAGAGGAUCAGAACUGGACAGCACAUGCAUUGAAUUUGGAUGUUGCUCAGAUCAAGGGAGACCCAAGCUUUGAAUCUCCUGCUGUUGAGCUGCUAUCAGCUAAAGAGCACUUGAUCUUCACAUUCAAACCCCAGAGCAUUCUACAGUGUGACAAAGACCAAGGUCAGAAAGCCUGUCUAAACCCUUUUGAAGAGGAAGCAGAUACCCCUCAGUCAGAGGAGGAUUCUAACCCAUUUGCCAAAGACACUUCUCCAUUGGCUUCUUUCUCUAGCACAGCUUUGCAAAGUGAUAAAAAAGAAUAUAAUCCAUUUGAAAAUGACGAGGAAGAUGAACAAACAAAUGGAGCACCUGGCAGUUCUUUGAACCCUUUUGAAGAGGAUGAAAAUCCAUCUCAAAAGCCUGGGGGCAGUUGGGAUUCUGGGAAUCCAUUUGAAGAGGGAUCUUCAACCAAUCCCUUUGAAGUGGAGUAUGGCAGUGAGAUCUCUGGAGAGGAGACCAUAGAGGAAGAGCUGCUUCUCCAGCAGAUAGAUAACAUCAAAGCUUAUAUAUUUGAUGCCAAACAUAGUGGACGAAUGGAUGAGGUGGAGGUGCUGACAGAGAACUUAAAGGAAUUGAAGCACACGCUGGCGAAGCAGAAGGAAAAAUCCAGCUGCUGAAGCAGUUGUAGGCUGUAAAUCUGGGGAAGUAGAGCAAUCCUGGCAAACAGCACAGAUGGUAAGAGGGACUUGAAAAAGUCUUGACUUUUGUGCACUUUCAGUUAGGCAUUUCCACUACUGCUCAGACCUGAAGAGUUACUGAAGUACGCUGCUGGCAUCGCACCUCAGUGCUGCUCACAACAUGCGUUUGACGCUGACUGCUCCUUGCUCUGCGCUCAUUCUGGUCAGAGUGGCUGACAGGGGACUAUGAUUUGGAAAUGGUUGCAACGCUGGUUUGUCAUCCUUCCCCUUAUCUGUUGUAUUGGCCUUUUAAGUGGGGCUUUGUCUAAAGAGAUGAAAUCUCAAAAUUUGCAUCCUCUGACAAGGACCCAGCGCUGCAGGCCAGCUGCACUGCCUGAGGGUAUUACAUAAAAGUGCUGUUGGAAGGCUACUGUGAUGCUUUGAGGUGCAGAACUUACAGGCUAGCAGGUCAAUUUUGUGCAAUGUUAACACACAAAAGGGAUUUUAAGACUGAGAACUUCGUAACUGAUAUUAAUAUGAUUAACUUUUUAAUGUGCUUAAAAAUUACCUACCAAAUUUGCAUGCUGUCUGUUCAUCACUUUUGGUUUCCCAUUUGCGCUGAGUACAGCCUUGCUGUGUCACAGAGCCAGGCUGACCUCAGAGACCUGCUUGUGAGGAAACAGAUGGCAGUCCAUUUCCAGGGAAAUUGGGCUAGCACCACUUCAG